Bufo bufo (common toad) is the source of this 2064-nucleotide messenger RNA. It is a transcript of the gene ABHD10, whose product is annotated as abhydrolase domain containing 10, depalmitoylase. The record is from RefSeq and is a predicted model, not a curated record. Gene Ontology annotation, biological process: protein depalmitoylation; proteolysis. NCBI's taxonomy places the organism in Eukaryota, Metazoa, Chordata, Amphibia, Anura, Bufonidae. The transcript has 6 exons. Gene Ontology annotation, cellular component: mitochondrion. Bases 318 to 974 code for a protein of 218 amino acids. Gene Ontology annotation, molecular function: hydrolase activity, hydrolyzing O-glycosyl compounds; palmitoyl-(protein) hydrolase activity; serine-type peptidase activity.
GCGGGGCGGACUUGUCGGUGCGCUAGGCACGAGAAAAUAUGGCGUCUAGAGCGUUGGGCGGACAUCGCCCAUGGGUGCUGCGACUGUGCAGGCACGGAGCGGCCAUUCUACAGCCCAAAGUCCCGGCACGUGCUCCAGCCUUUUGCUGCCCGUCCCAACUUUCUUGAGAUGCUUUGCUGCCAUCACGUUCUAAAUGAGCUUACAGGCUUAAGUCCUCUAUACAGUACCUAACACGGAAAGAUUUACCAAAGUUGGCCUACCAGAAACUCAAAGGCAAAAGUCCUGGAGUCAUUUUCUUACCUGGCUUUGCAUCCGAUAUGAAUGCUCAGAAAGCCGUGGCCCUCGAAGACUUCUGCAAAUCUCUUGGACACUCGUUUAUACGGUUUGAUUACACUGGAUGUGGAAACUCAGAGGGAAAUAUAAAAGAGUGCACCAUUGGGAAAUGGAAGAAAGAUGUACUUUCAAUUCUGGAUGAUGUGUCUGAAGGGCCACAGAUAUUAGUUGGAUCAAGCAUGGGAGGGUGGCUUAUGCUUGUUGCUACUAUUGCUCGGCCAGAGAAGAUUGCAGCUCUUGUUGGUGUUGCCCCUGCUGCAGACCAUUUUGUUACAGUAUUUAACCAGCUUCCACUAGAGGAAAAGAAAGCAGCUGAGGAGAAAGGUGAAUGGAAACUUACCUCAAAAUACAGUGAAGAAGGCUUUUAUACUUUGCCGUAUUCUUUUAUCAAAGAAGCUGAAAACCACUGCUUGUUAAAUAGCCCAAUACCCAUAACUUCUCCUAUCCGACUCAUUCACGGCAUGAAAGAUGAAGAAGUGCCAUGGCAUGUGUCCAUGCAGAUUGCAGACCGGGUACUCAGCACUGAUGUAGAUGUCAUUCUCCGCAAACAUGGCCUGCAUCGGAUGAGUGAAAAAGAUGACAUGAAACUCCUCGUGUACACGAUUGAUGAUUUAAUUGAUAAACUCACCACUUUAGGGUAACCGACAAUAAUCCGCAGAUUACCAGACAGCUUUCCCUACAUGCGGGGCUCCGUUUGAGCACAGCAUAGUAGAUGGCUGCACAUGUAAUGGCUGCAAAUAGUUGUUUACAUGAAAGAGACCUCUAUUACUAUCCACUUCAGUAUUUCCUAUGUCGUUUUAUAUUUCCUAAAUAUAUCCUUUUCUACUUCCCACAGCAAAUGUGAAUAACUUUCUCUCUGUACAGGACUGGAUUCACUAGUGAAAACACUAUGGCAUGUAAUAUAUGCAGAGCAAUAAAGUAUAUGUAUAAACCUCACCUUCUGCAGCUAGAAUCUCCCUUUGAUGUGCUGAUAUAAAUGCACCUAUCGUUCUCUUGAUUUCCCAUUCCAGAUACGGCAUUAUACUGAUUUAUAAUGCUGCGUGUCUCUGUCCGACCUUGCAUCUGCUGAAUUGUACUGACCUAAUGCUGUCAGUAUAAGUAAGGUCAUGCAGAGACGUACAGCAUUAUAAAUCUGUAUAAUGCGGUGCGCUCCUCUGAAACUAGCCCAUAACAGGAAAUCACGCUCACACACGGAAUAUAUUUUCCGCACUGGACACACGUUUCCGAAAGAGGCCAUAGUAUGGAAGAGACUGUACCAGAUCAUGCACAAGUGAUGCAGCCUUGCCAUGUAGGAAGGAAAAGGAAUAUCCAGCAACCUGAUGGAGUCUGUAUAACCUUUAUUCCAAUUAAUAAAAAAAACUCAUUCAGUGCAAAAGAUGCUGGCGAUACUGGUGAUCUGCAUACUGUUUCUUAGCCUUGCCAUGUGCACGCUGCAAAGUAUAAAAUUAUGUGGAUGAAAGCAUGUGACUAUGUUCUUUCUUAAACAAAAGACUAUUGUAAUCUUUAUUAUAUAUUUUGUACUGGCUAUAUUGCACUUAAUAUAUUACCAGUAUACAGUAUAUUAGUUGCUGACUUGCUGGAAUUUAUCCUUAUAGUUUCACAUCUAUUGGUGUAAAUGUAAGGCUACUUUCACACUGGCGUUUUGGCUUUCCGUUUGUGAGAUCCGUUCAGGGCUCUCUCAAGUGGUUUCAAAAUGGAUCAGUUUUGCCCUAAUGCAUUCUGAAUGGAGAA